Molecule: messenger RNA, 234 nt
Organism: Paramecium sonneborni
Lineage: Eukaryota; Ciliophora; Oligohymenophorea; Peniculida; Parameciidae
Source: the annotation of a GenBank genome assembly
AUGGACUCAACAAAAGAAAGAGUAGAAGGAACUAGAGCUACAGUAAUUGAAAUAAUAGGAAGAACAGGUAAAAAUGAAUACAAUUAUUUAGGCUCAAGAGGAGGUAUAACUUAAGUAAAGGUACAAUUAGUGGGACAAUAAAGAACAUUAAUAAGAAAUGUUAUGGGACCAGUACGUAAAGGAGAUACUCUAGAACUCAUGGAAUGUGAAAGAGAAGCUAGAAGAUUAAGAUGA